UGAGAAUACACUGAGGGUUGAUGGGGGGUGGGAGGGAGGGGAAAGUCGGUGAUGGGCAUUGAGGAGGGCACCUGUUGGGAUGAGCACUGGGAGUUGUAUGGAAACCAAUUUGACAAUAAAUUUCAUAUUAAAAAAAAUAAAAAUAAAAAAGCUGGGUGAGUUUUUAAAAUAAAAAUCAAGGGGCACCUGGGUGGCUCAGUUGGUUAAGCAUCCGACUUCAGCUCAGGUUAUGAUCUCACGGUUUGCAAAUUCAAGCCUUGCAUUAGGCUCUCUGCUGUCUGCACAGAUCCCACUUCAGAUCUCUGUCUCUCUCUUCCCCUCCCUGGCUCUCACGUGCAUGCUCUCUCUCUCUCUCUCUCUCUCAAAAAUAAAUAAACAUUUAAAUAAUUAAUAAAUAAAUAAAUAAAUAAAUAAUCAACAUAGAUUAACAAAGAUAUUUGGAUAUGAUAGGGUUCAUACUUAGGUUAUCCUUUAUUAAAUUUACUUUCUAACAAAUCCCAGAGACAGAAAUAAGUGAUAAUAGGAAAUGGAACAACAUCAGGAAAAUCAAUAAUAAAACCAAAAAACUAAUAGGGGCGCCUUGGUGGUUCAGUCAGUUAAGCAUCCAACUCCUUGAUUUUGGCUCAGGCCAUGAUCUCAUGGUUCAUGAGAUUGAGCCCCACAUCAGGCUCUGUGUUGAUAGCAUGGAGCCUGCUUGGGAUUCUCUCUCUCUCUCUCUCUCUCUCUCUUUCUCUCUCUCUCUCUCCAAAUAAAUAAAUAAAUAAACUAAAAAAAAAAAACACCCACAAAACAAAAAAACUAAUAAAAUCGUUUAAAAACAGGGAGAGAAUUUCACUCAGGCUAUGUCAUUUUCUUUUGACCCUAGUGAGAAUGAAUCCUAAAUACAGGUUAUGUAUUUAUUUGCUCAUUUCCUUUCCUUGUUGUUGUUUUCCAGAGACCCACAAGCAUUGAACUAUUUUCUACACGGACCUAGUAAUAAAUCUAGCAAUGAUGACUCAACUAGCACAGGAUAUUCUGCAGCCAAUUCAAAUUCAAUUUUCGCCAACUCCAGUAAUGCUGAUCCUAAGUCAUCCCUCAAAGCCGUAAGCAACCAGCUUGGAGAAGGGCCCAGUGAUGGACUGCCACUUUCAAGUAGCCUUCAGUUUCUUGAAGAUGAACUUGAGUCUUCUCCUCUUCCCGAUCUCAGUGAGGACCAACCUUUCGACAUUCUUCAGAAAUCCCUGCAGGAGGCCAAUAUCACUGAACAGACUUUGGCAGAAGAGGCAUAUUUGGACGCCAGUAUAGGUUCAAGCCAACAGUUUGCACAAGCCCAGCUUCAUCCUUCUUCAUCAGCAUCGUUUACUCAGGCUUCUAAUGUUUCGAAUUACUCAGGUCAGACGCUGCAGCCUAUAGGGGUGACUCACGUGCCUGUUGGAGCAUCAUUUGCAAGCAAUACGGUGGGGGUGCAACAUGGCUUUAUGCAACACGUGGGGAUCAGUGUGCCCAGCCAGCAUCUGUCUAAUAGCGGUCAGAUUAGCGGUUCGGGUCAGAUACAGCUAAUUGGCUCAUUUGGUAAUCAACCCUCCAUGAUGACUAUUAAUAACCUAGACGGAUCUCAAAUCAUAUUGAAGGGCAGCGGGCAGCAAGCCCCAUCAAAUGUGAGUGGAGGACUCCUGGUUCACAGACAGACUCCCAAUGGCAACUCCUUGUUUGGGAGCUCCAGUUCCAGUCCCGUAGCACAGCCUGUUACCGUUCCAUUUAACAGCACAAAUUUUCAGACGUCUCUACCUGUGCAUAACAUCAUCAUACAGAGGGGUCUUGCACCAAAUUCAAAUAAAGUCCCGAUCAAUAUCCAGCCAAAGCCUAUCCAGAUGGGUCAGCAGAAUACGUACAAUGUGAACAAUUUGGGAAUACAGCAGCACCACGUUCAACAAGGGAUCUCCUUUGCCUCCGCCAGCUCACCCCAGGGCUCCGUAGUUGGUCCGCACAUGUCUGUGAACAUCGUAAACCAACAGAACACAAGGAAACCAGUCACCUCACAGGCAGUGAGCAGCGCUGGGGGUAGUAUCGUUAUUCAUUCUCCCAUGGGCCAGCCUCACACACCCCAAAGUCAGUUCCUCAUACCCACAAGCCUUUCUGUCAGUUCCAACUCGGUACAUCAUGUCCAGACCAUAAAUGGGCAACUGCUUCAGACUCAACCUUCUCAGCUCAUCUCCGGCCAGGUGGCCUCAGAGCAUGUCAUGUUGAACAGAAACUCUUCCAACAUGCUCAGGACCAACCAACCAUAUUCUGGACAGAUGCUGAACAAUCAGAAUGCCGCCGUCCAGUUGGUGUCUGGGCAAACAUUUGCCGCCUCUGGAAGCCCAGUGAUUGUCAAUCAUGCCUCUCCUCAGAUUGUUGGUGGACAGAUGCCCUUGCAGCAGGCGUCACCAACCGUAUUACACCUGUCACCUGGGCAGAGCAGCGUGUCCCAAGGGAGACCUGGCUUCACCACCAUGCCCUCGGUGACCAACAUGUCAGGACCUAGUCGGUUCCCUGUCGUCAGCUCAUCCAGCACUGCCCAUCCUAGUCUUGGGUCUGCGGUUCAGUCGGGUGCAUCAGGAUCAAACUUCACGGGAGAUCAGCUGACCCAGCCAAACAGGACUCCAGUACCGGUCAGUGCGUCUCAUCGUCUUCCAGUUUCUUCUUCCAAAUCUACCAGCACCUUCAGUAACACCCCUGGAGCGGGAACCCAGCAGCAGUUCUUCUGUCAGGCUCAGAAAAAAGGUUUGAAUCAGACUUCCCCCAUAUCCGCUUCCAAGACCACAGAUGGCCUGAGGCAAGCACAGAUCCCUGGCCUCCUGAACACCGCACUGCCAGGGCAGGAUUCUGGAAGCAAAGUUAUACCGGUGUCCUUAGGAACCGCACAGCCACAGCAGGAAAAGGUAGUUGGAUCAUCUCCUGGCCAGCCAGCUGUGCAGGUGGAUAGUCAUUCAGGAGGACAAAAGCGGCCUGCUACAAAACAACUAACUAAAGGAGCUUUCAUUCUCCAGCAGUUACAGAGGGACCAAGCCCACGCUGUGACACCUGAUAAAAGUCAGUUCCGAUCACUAAGUGAUGCGGUGCAGAGGCUACUCUCCUACCACGUGUGCCAGGGCUCCAUGCCCACCGAGGAAGACUUGAAGAAAGUCGACAAUGAAUUUGAAACAGUUGCCACUCAGCUCCUAAAAAGGACCCAAGCGAUGCUUAACAAAUACAGAUGCCUGCUUCUAGAAGAUGCCAUGCGGAUCAAUCCCUCUGCUGAGAUGGUGAUGAUCGAUAGAAUGUUCAACCAGGAGGAAAGAGCUUCUCUGUCCCGAGACAAGCGUCUGGCACUUGUAGACCCUGAGGGUUUUCAGGCUGAUUUCUGUUGUUCCUUCAAACCUGAUAAAGCUGCUCAUGAGACACAGUUUGGCCGGAGUGACCAGCAUGGCAGUAAAGCGCCCAGCUCUCUGCACCUGACAGCCAAGGCCCAAAGCCGAGAACCGACGAAUCAUGACCAGUUUCAUCUAGUGCCUAAUCACAUCGUGGUCUCCGCAGAAGGAAACGUUUCUAAAAAAACUGAAUGCCUCGGCAGAGCACUGAAAUUCGACAAAGUGGGCUUAGCACAGUACCGGAGUGCAUCCGAAGAGAAAACAAGCCGGAGAGAGUCCACGAAGGCCAGCGAGUGCUCUCCCGGCCCCGAAGGGCACCGGAAAACCUCAUCCAGACCAGAUCACGGUACUGAGAGCAAACUCUCAAGCAUCCUAGUAGAUUCUCACUUGGAGAUGACGUGUAACAAUUCCUUCCAGGACAAAACUCUGAGGAAUUCUCCAAAGAAUGAAGUUUUACACACAGACAUCAUGAAAGGGUCGGGUGAGCCCCAGCCAGACCUCCAGCUCACUAAGAGUUUAGAAACAACAUUUAAGAACAUCUUGGAACUCAAAAAGGCUGGGCGGCAGCCCCAGAGUGACCCCACGGUUAGCGGCUCUGUUGAGUUAGAUUUCCCCAACUUUUCUCCAAUGGCUUCGCAGGAAAACUGCCUGGAAAAGUUCAUCCCGGACCACAGUGAAGGCAUUGUAGAAACCGACUCCAUUUUAGAAGCAGCUGUAAAUAGUAUCUUAGAGUGUUAAUAGCAGCAGCCCUCCCCCACCCCGCCCCUACACCCCGCCCCGGACAAGUUACAUUCUUUCCUGGCAAAAGCAAAUGGAAGUGUUCUCCUGUCUCCAGCCUGCUUGACCUUUCAUCACAGGUUAUUCUUUCUGAUCUUCAAUCCCAUUCUUUGUUUAAGAGCAAUACUCGUGGUGGUUACAGGGAGAUCCUUUCGUGAAAUUAAUCCUUGUUAGAAAGCAGUCUGAUAGGCCCUACACAUUUCAAGUGUUACGAAAGUGCUUAUAGUCAUUUUCUUUGUGUGUUUGUUUACUUGUUUUAUUACUAUUUUUUUUUUUAAAAAAAACACCAUAACUCACUGAGAUCACAGUACACUUGGCCCUCGGUAAAAUUCUGACAAUCAUUAAGUCAUUUGAAAAGAACAGACUUAUUAAAGAAAAUCAAACAGGACUGAUAGAAGCUACUUUGUGAAAGAAUGUCCCACUGCAUCUCCAAAUUUCGUUGUUUUGGGUUUGUUGUUGUUGUUGGAGGGGAGACCGCACGGUUGUCCCCCCCACCCCACCCCCGCGCCCCGCCCCGGGCCACCUCUGAGCAGUAAGUUGCCGGCUGCUCUGCCAGGGACCCCACAGCCCCGAGGAAGCAGCCAGCACACAAGCAGGGCAUUCGCAGGGCUUCCUUGUUCAUCGUCUGAGUGCUUUUCCGAUGCUCCUGGAGCAAAACCUCAUGCUUUUCGGCAUACGCGUGUUGAGUUUCAUCUAGGGAAUGCUCUGUUCUUAGUUGCAACGGCACGACUUGAGAAAAUUUUCACCAGGCUGAAAUAAAGGAAAAUGGAAACCAGUUAAGUGGCACAGUGUACAGGGGAGGCCGGGAGAGAGCCUUGAGGAGUAUACUAUGUAUAUAUGUAAAAGCAUAUAUAUGUUAACUAUUGAGAAAAAAAACAAGCGUUUUGCAUUUUGUAAUUGGAUAUAGUCAACGUAUGC
Messenger RNA from Panthera uncia (snow leopard), 5066 nucleotides. RefSeq names its product BICRA like chromatin remodeling complex associated protein (gene BICRAL). Gene Ontology annotation, biological process: positive regulation of DNA-templated transcription. The coding region runs from base 891 to 4109 and encodes 1072 amino acids. The transcript has 10 exons. The record is from RefSeq and is a predicted model, not a curated record. Gene Ontology annotation, cellular component: SWI/SNF complex. Lineage: Eukaryota; Metazoa; Chordata; Mammalia; Carnivora; Felidae.